Messenger RNA from Scophthalmus maximus (turbot), 6439 nucleotides. It is a transcript of the gene nuak1b, whose product is annotated as NUAK family, SNF1-like kinase, 1b. Gene Ontology annotation, molecular function: ATP binding; tau-protein kinase activity; protein serine/threonine kinase activity. The coding region runs from base 990 to 2954 and encodes 654 amino acids. The transcript has 7 exons. The record is from RefSeq and is a predicted model, not a curated record. Gene Ontology annotation, cellular component: cytoplasm. Gene Ontology annotation, biological process: protein phosphorylation; microtubule cytoskeleton organization; intracellular signal transduction. Lineage: Eukaryota; Metazoa; Chordata; Actinopteri; Pleuronectiformes; Scophthalmidae.
GAGGAGGAGGAGGAGGAGGUCUGCGUAAAACUCCGCCUCCGGUCUCGGAUCCCUUCGCAUUCCUUAUUUACAGCCUCUCACGUCGAGGAGAGAGAGAGAGAGAGAGAGAAGAAGAAGAAGAAGACGGGCACACAAAGCAUCAGGCGACGAAGGCAGAACGAGGGGAGCAGCGAAACGCACCAUGGCACUGUCCAGGACGUCUGAGCCCGCGAUAGUGUCCGACCGCCGCGCGCCCCCACCACCGUCGAGCCCGGCACGGAGCACGAGCACGAGCACGCAGUCGCGCCGCCGACAGAGCCCGGACGAGUGAGGCUCCGCGCCUGGGCCGCGGGCAACAUGAGGGUCAUCUUCAUCCUCAACGCCGGUUUCGUCGCAGCUUUCUCGCCCCGCAGACGUGAGUCGCCGAUGUUGGCAGCGUUCGGGAUGAGCGAUCACGUGAACCAGUCCGAGUUGACCGCAGAUCGAGCGCGCCAGUCAGCCGAGGAGUGACGGUGUCAGAGCCAUAUUAUUAUCGUUAUUCAUUAUUAUAGUUAUCGGGGGAGGGGGGGGGGAGGGGGGGGCAGGAGGGAGGAAGGUCGCCCGCAGACAGCGCUGUCAUCAGCUGAGCGCACAUUGUAUCACAAUAACUGGCACUAGGGUGAUAGGCUACAACACUAUGUAUCAGUUUAUUAAAGACCGAUGAUGUCUCUUCAAGACUCGCUUCGCUCAAUCCAUCAGUAGAUUGAUUAUAUAGCGAGGAUAUCAUGAAUAGGUAGGAGGAGAAGUCUCCGUUUCGCUUUGAUCCAAGCCAAAUGAUCAACCAAGACAAUCUGGAAAUGUGAGGUUUCCUCAUGUUAUAAUAUGACUAGCAAGCUACGCGUUACUCCUUGUAAUUUAUUUAUUUAUUAUUACUAUUAUUAGGCCUAUAAGUAUUAUAUCAUCCAGUAGGUAGUUUGGAAUAUUUAACAGUGGGAAGGUCGUCCAAAACAAGAGACACUUUCCCUAGUGAGAUGCAAACCGCAUAUUUAUCGCCCCGCCGGGGGGCAACCCGUCCCGAGGCCCAGAGGGGCCAAACCUCAGUGGGCACGCCGGCCCCGGCUCCGCCGACACCACCUGCCGGCACCUCGCCCGAGGAGACCCCUGCGAGCGGUGACGGACGACGGAACUCUGGCGUGAAGAAGCACCACCACAAGCACAACCUGAAGCACCGCUACGAGCUGCUGGAGACGCUGGGAAGAGGCACGUACGGCAAGGUCAAGAAGGCCAUCGAGCGGCACUCCGGCAGAGAGGUGGCUAUUAAGUCCAUCCGAAAGGAGAAGAUCAAGGAUGAACAGGACAUGGUUCACAUCCGCCGAGAGAUCGAGAUCAUGUCAUCCCUCCGCCACCCGCACAUCAUCUCUAUAUAUGAAGUGUUUGAGAACAAAGACAAGAUUGUAAUCGUGAUGGAGUACGCCAGCAAGGGCGAGCUGUAUGACUACAUCAGCGAGCGGAGGCGGCUGAGCGAGCGAGAGACGCGACACUUCUUCAGACAGAUAGUCUCCGCCGUACACCACUGCCACAAGAAUGGAGUGGUGCACAGGGAUCUAAAACUGGAAAAUGUGCUACUGGAUGAAAACUGUAAUAUUAAGAUUGCUGACUUUGGGCUGUCGAACCUCUACCACAAGGACAAGCUGCUGCAAACCUUCUGUGGCAGCCCGCUCUACGCUUCGCCAGAGAUCGUCAAUGGGAGACCGUACCGUGGCCCAGAGGUGGACAGCUGGGCUCUGGGGGUGCUGUUGUACACCCUGGUCUACGGGACCAUGCCAUUCGAUGGGGGAGACCACAAGAACCUCAUUCGCCAGAUUAGCAACGGCGAGUACAAGGAGCCCACCCAGUCCUCAGAUGCCCGUGGACUGAUUCGCUGGAUGCUGAUGGUGAACCCUGAGCGCCGGGCCACAGUGGAGGACAUAGCCAAUCACUGGUGGGUAAACUGGGGAUGGAAAAACAGUGUGUGUGACUGCGAGAGCCAACGCGACCACGGAGGCUCGCCCAUGCUGGCCCGCUUCAUCGACUGGCAGAACCGCACUGAGCCACGUGGUUCUGGGGCCAAAGCUGCAGCCAUGCCCCAGCUGCUGCGCCAGAGGCCCAAGAAGUCCAAGAAGGAAAACGUUGAGGCAGGACAGACCCAAUGUGGAGCCGAGGACAAGCCGGGUCUGAAGAGACCCAAGGGGAUCCUGAAGACCAGGGUUACUGAGGAGCAGCAGGCUUCCUGUCUGGAGGGAGCGGAGUCGGGCCAGGCAGCGCUGCCUCAACAGGCCGAAGGGGGAGAGGAGGCCUCCAGUCCAGAUCAAGAGGAAGAGGAGCCGACUAUGGGAGGAGGCUCUCCAGCCAAGAUAGUGCCGUCUCUACCCAAGAAAGGCAUCUUGAAGAACAACCAACAGCGGGAAUCAGGGUACUACUCCUCCCCAGAGCGUAGCGAGUCCUCCGAGCUUUUAGGCGGCACCAGUAUGUCUGUACUGGCCACUUCCCCGCCCAAGAGAGCGAUGGGCAGAAAAGGCAUCCUGAAGCGAAAUGGCAAGUACUCCACCUACAGUGGGCCUCCCUCAGCCGCGGCAGUGGCUGGAAUUCUUGGUGAGCCUCCUCCAUCAACCGACUCUGGUCUGUCCCGCAGCCAGAGUCGGCCCUCCAGUAUAGUCGGUGAGGACAGCUCCGCUCUGUCCCUGUCGCCCAGCUCCCUCAGCGGGGCUGAGUGGCACUCCUCCACCCCCCACCUCCGCCCAAACAUCAGGGCCUGCGUCUCGGCCGAAAACCUGCUGCAACUCGCCAACUUCAAGGGCUUCCAGCCGGCGCCGCCGCUCCAGGGACACAAGUUCAGCCGCGGCCCCAAAACGAAAGGCUCCCCCGGGGACAAUGGCAGCUUCUCCUUGCUGGGGGACCUGGAGGACAUGACUCAGGUGUACCAGCAAGCCCUGGACAUCAGCAGCAACCUCACCUAACAGAUGGGUGGCAGAGAGAGAGGAAUCAGAGGGAAUUACACCUGAGUGUGCGUGUGUGUGUGUGUGUGUGUGUGUGUGUGUGUUUGUGUGUGUGUGUGUGUGUGUGUGUGUGUGUGUGUGUUUUUGUGUGUGUCCGUGUGUGUGCACAGAUGUAUAUCGGUGGUAUUAACGACCAGUGUGUUACUGGGAUACACCUCUUUGGAGGUUGUGGCUUUUUAAAAAUGGGACUGAAAUCUUGAAGGAAAUGAUAUAUAUCUACGUGCGCGCACACACACACAUGCAGAUGUACACACCUAGGUGCAAUUCUCUGGCCAGAGGAAAUUCAGUUCGGGUUUUGUGAAAAGGGAGAGAGAAGGAGCUGGCACGAGAGAAAUGCCACCCAGUCUGCUUUCUCGGGCCCGCCCAUAGACUUUGCUGUGUUCGACAUGUUUACAUAUUCAGCAAGAAGGCAAGUUAGAAUCACAAACGCGGCGACCAGAAACUGGUUGUGCUCUCCUUUUACACCUGAGUGUGCGUGUGUUACAAAAGCACCUUAAAACUCACACACAGAGCACAUGUUUUUGUGACCUUUACUUCCUUUAUAAAAAAAAAUGAAAGAAAACCAGGGUCUUGUUCCAAAAAUAACUGACAUUGCUGAUUAUUUAUUAAUAUUUUCGUAGCUUUUAGGUUUAAGUGCUAAACUGGUGGGCGCUGGCUGUUACUGGAAGAGUCCAAAGCUCCCUGUCUCCGACUCUUUGUGUGGAACUGACAUAUAUAAUUAUGUUGCUCAAUAAUGAGAAACGUAUAUAUACUCAGCAUAUAUAACUAUGUCUGUGCAUGUAAGACACGCAGGCAAUUAUACCUUCAUAAAAGCGUAUGUCCUAUAUAUGUGUAUGAUACUAUGGGAUAUGUAGGAAGUGCCUUUUUUGAUUCAUAAUAAAAAAAAAUUAUGUAUGUCAUUUCCUUAAAGUGGAGGGAAAAGCCAGGCCGACCUGUCACCAGUUGUGCUUUUAUUUUUUUUAUGUUGUUGUCUGUGAAUGUGGAGAGACCCAGGGCCUUCACCGCACGGCCGACUAGCUGUACUUAAUUUGUGGUUCAAAGGUCAAUCUGAGACAGUAAAGAUCAAACAGCCUCUUCCCCUCCCGCGCCCGUUCCUUCCACAAGAAGAAUCACACACACACACACACAGAUAUGCCAAGAUCCACAGGCGGCCUCAGAACAAGCUCCUCUGUGUUCUUUGUCAGUGUGUAAGCCCAUAGUUUGGCUUGUCAGCAGUUUAGGUGGCUCGGUUGAACACAGAUUAGCCGACAGCCCAGGGGUCUGCUGGGACUCACCUAGUGGGACACUUAGCGAUGGGAGAUGGCGCAGACACCACCUCACUGUCCUGGAAUGUGCCUGGCUCUUUUAACCGUCUUGUUUCACAUCUUCGGGGCCACCUGAGCGAGAGACUUUUUUUUCCCUACCAAAGACAACGAAGGUGCUUUCCAUUGUCGCGCUGGUUAAUAUUUCACCCAAAGCUCUUCAAAAGACCAAAGUGAGGUUGGGUUGUUGUUUUUUUUUAGCCUGCUGAUGACACAGCAAAUUCCUCAGACAAAGGCAGGAGACGUGUUGGUGCUAGAGAUCCCUAUCAGCUCCAGCCCGACUCAGCACAGGUGGGACCCGCGGUCAGUGCUGAGGCCUCCAGCUGUGUACACUAGUCCAUUAUUUCAACCGAGCACAAUUAGCCAGCUAUUGUUUUCAUUUGUAAGUAAGAGAGAGAGGUAGCGCGUAGAGAUUUAUAGCCAGAGGGAGGUGAAAAGUGUGAAAGGGUGAUGCAUGGAGCGGUAUGGAGCGGUGCUGAGAUUAGAGAGGACUUUCCCGUGACACGCAGGAAAGGUCAAGGAAGUAGACUUGGAAAGGAAUUGAAAUGUAGAUUAGUGAAAGUAAAGAACGUAACUAGAAAGGGUGGAUGGAAGGUGUUUGUUUCAUACCAAAGAUGUGAUGAAGCUUUGACGUGAUUCAGGGGAAUGGAUAGGAUCCGUCCCGGGACUAAUGAGGUCCCUUUGGAUUGUUCUUCGACGUGAGAAUGCCCAGUGGUGAAUGAAAUCAUCCCGGCGUUGGCUUUCAGAGGAGGCUGGAGGCUGUUGAUCUUGAAGGGUCAGUGUGUGACUUGUGUGUCCAGUAUGGCCUUAGAAAGUGUGUUACACUUUUUACCAGCAGCGAGGAAAAAGUGGGAACAACGGUGACUGACAUCAUCCAAGAUAUCAAAUGUUCGUGGAUGGAGAACCACGCAGUAGACAACCCCGGGGGAAAAAGAUCACACGUUGAAUGUUUUUCAGUGGUCCGCUCGUGUGAAGGAAAGGUCCUGGGUACCGAUUCAAAUGAAAAGACUUAUGCUGCGUAUUAUAUUGCAUUUUAUUGCCUUUUUUUGUAUUGCAUUUUAUUGUCAACUGGAUUUACAGUGAGAAAAUUAUACUAUGUUAGUAUUUUGUUCUAUUAUGCUUCUGUUUUUGAUUUUCCAAAAUAUAAGAAACUUUAUAUUGCUUUAUGUUAUGGCAGAAAAUACUUCCUUCCUCGAAGUAUUACAGAUUCUCUCCAAGAAAAAAUUGGUGUAAUCUCAUUUUCUCUCCAUUUUGGUAUUCACGUGGGUUAGUGAAGCCCAUCAACACCCUCCAAAUGGCAACAACAACAACAACAAAAAUAGAAAAUAGGGAAAAAUUUAAACAUAUGUACUCAUAUAUGUUGACAGCUGACCCUGUGAAAACUAAAUUUCAACCUCUACCAAAGCAUGGGCGAUCCAAAAAGUCCAAAAUGCUGGAAUAACAUCAUGAGAAAAAAAAAGAGAUAAAGCAAAAAAAAGAAACUGAGGAUGAAACUUUAACUCUGCCAAACUGGAAAUAACUGGUGCAUAUCUGUUAGUUAGCAGAAAGUCUAAUCAUAGGAAAACUUGACUGGAUAUUGUUAUGACAAUAAUAAUAAAUUAGUAUUAUUAUGUUAUUUAAGUAUUAUUAUUUUUGUUAUGGCUCAUUACUCUGGUUGGCUUUGCCACUGUUUUUUUUUUGUUUUUAUUUUAUUUUUGGUCUGUUGGUGAACCUGGACUGCCAAGGGGGAUUAAGCUGUGUGCCUUUGGUGUCUUUUAUUUACCUUUUUUUGUUUGUUUGUUUGUUAGUUUAAUUUUUUUUCUUUUUUGAUAAUGAAAAUUAUUAUCAAUGUGUUUUUUUAUACUUGUAUUUAUUGGUGAUCAAGCCAUUUAAUUUGUUGUUAAGUGCUCCAUGUUCAUGCAUUGGACAUUGUGUUGUGUUGAGAACGUAAGGCACACAAAAAUGAUCAUGUAUGUCCAUUCAAAAUGGAGUGGUAUCAUCUCAUGGUGAAGCGGUGGUCGAGUUUGUAGUCCUAAGAGCAACAAACCAAUAAGGGUCCCUCAAAUCUGGUCAAAUGUCUUAAUUCGUCCAUCUGGGUGUAUUUUUACUCAACACAAAGCCUCUGUAGUACUGUAUCAACUCAAAUAAAUGGAUCUUGAAAGUUAA